UAGUCGCGUUUGAUUACUUCUUUCUUUCUUUCGAGAAGAUUCGUUUGAGUUGAGAAUUGAAACGCGAUUGUAAUCGUUGCGAUAUUCGAGUCAUUGUGAAAGAACCGAGAAUUGUCAAUAUUGUCGAGCGAGGCUGUCUCGAUACAGCUAAGAGGAAAGAUACCAAGAUAUCCAACGAUCCUCGGACCGAGCAGCGUGAAGGAAAGACGAGCGUCGCCAUUACGACGUAGUCACACGAACAGAGGACGAGUCAGCCAUAUUGGCACAUUGAAAAUGCCCUCAUGGGCUUGGUCAAGGAGACCAUUAUUUUCCAUAAACGAGGAAGGCAGUCGCUUUCAGAGUUCGAGAAAGAACGAUGCGAGGAAUAUUUCCUCCAUCACAAUAAGCUUGCAAUCUUGAAGAUUGUAAGCAGAACGGGCCCUCGUUACAAUAAGAUAAACUGAGCUCAGUAUAAUUACUUUCGUUAAUUUCUUAUGGUUGCAACCCGCGUGUAAAAUAAUUUAUUCUUGCUGUAAAAUAACUUACAUUAUCGAAAUACAUUACCGAAAGAGACACGUGAUUCUGAUAUUUACGUGAAUACGGCGUUAUACUUGCGUAUAUUGUGGUUCAAUCCCGCUGAUAUUGAACAUAACUUGUCUUUUAAGAUAAAACGUAUUAUCUGCGUAUGAUUAAUUCUGACUUAAUUGAAUUCUCGAUUUAUUCUUUACUGAGUGAGUUUGAUUAUAAAUUGCUACAUCACUUAUUCGAUAACUUGCUUAUUGCUGAAGUUACGGUGUCAAUUAAUAUUGAAAAGUGCGUUACAUUCAAUUUGUAGAAACGCGCACAACAGGCUAUUUUAGUUUAAAUCAUCUCUUUCAGAAUAUAGUUAUUGUUCUUUCGAGUAAAAAUAAAUUAUAUUCUUUAAUUACUUUAUUUAGAAAGAUUAUUUUCUGAUUAUCAUUUAAUUGACACAUUCCUUCAUUUAUGAUUAUUCGUUGUAUAUUUAUAGAUGUUUAUGUGUACUAUAAGUUAUGUAAAAUGUGUUUAACAUGAAUGGUUUUUUCUCAGAGAUAGUUUAAUUAUGGAAUGCAUUUGACUGCUUCAACGUUUCGAGAAAUAAGCAUAAUAGAUAUCUACUUUCUUCAGAUGAGUUCUAUCAGUCAAUACGAGAUUACAAUAUUGAAGUGUCAACAAGAAAGGAUUAUUCUUUAAUGAUUAUUCUUUUUCAUUGUAUUUUAUACAGCUGAAUAUUUCGUACAAUAUCUUAUUAUACUAUUUAUGCAUCUAUUAUGAGACAAUCCUAGUUUGGAAUAAGAGUUAACUUGGAAAUACACAAUCUCUUUAACUUAAACCACGUGAGUAAAUGUGUCGUUUCCUAUACAAAUUCUAGAGGCCAGGCUCCUGCGCGAGCUUGUACUUAACAUUGGUCCUUCGAGCCGGAUCUGUAAUUCCGGAUUUGUAGAUCUGGAUAUGUAAUUCCGGAUAUAAAAAUUAAAAUAGAGAUUCAUUGUGAAUUCUAAAUACUUUUGCUAUUACGUGUGAAAUCCGGAUUGAGGAAGCGACACAUCGAGUUUCGCGAAAAUUAAUACAUAGUUGAGUGAAAAGCAUUCCGCCUGAAUCAUUUCGAGUUUGAUAUUGAUAGAUAUUUCUAAACAAUAAAAUGGAUUCGAUAAUCGAUCAGAUCAAUCAACAGCUCGUGGUGAGUAAUUUCAUAGCUAAAGCUUAUGAUAAUUUUGUCAGGAAAGGGUCCUCAGGAAUUACGAAACAAAGAACAGAUAUUUACCUUUCUUCCUUAGAGGAGAAUUGGAAUAGGUUCAGUUUAACACACGACGCCAUUCUAAUGGAAGUCGCUAGACUUACAAGUGAGGACAGGCAAUUAAUUCGAACGCACUCGUAUUUCACGGAUCGAGUCUUAACGACUCACAGGAAUUAUUUAGCAGCGGUUGAACAGAUAACGGCUCGUCUCAGUGCAGAACAACAAAAUGUAACAGGGUCUUUUUCUACAUCAUCUCAAUCUCAGGAUAUUCUUGUACCUAACGUUUCUCAACAUCAGCAUGCUCAUCUUCCUCAAGUUAAUAUUCCGACGUUCGACGGUACUCCUUCAGAGUGGCUCAAUUUUAGAGACUCGUUUACUUCUCUCAUUUUAUCCAAUGCGUCUUUAACAUCAAUAGAGAAGUUGCAAUAUUUGAAAACAAGUUUAACAGGCUAUGCUGCUCACUUGAUCAAGAAUACGACACUCACUUCUGACAACCUUUUAAAAGCGUGGAAUUUGUUGUUAUCAUUUUACGAUAAGCCUAGAAUUCAAGUUAAUACUUCAUCUCCAAAAAAUACUUGUCCAGUUUGUAAAAGAAGUCAUUACAUUGUGAAAUGUCCUAAGUAUAUCGAUGGGACUACAGAUCAGAAGUUGGCACUUAUAGCCAAAUAUCAAUUAUGUUAUAAUUGUUUAGCGAAACACAGAGUAGUGAAUUGUAAAGUAACUAAGCGUUGUCGUACAUGUGGUAAGAAGCACCACACAACAAUACACAAGGAAAGAACUUCUUUUAAUACUAAAGAUGUAAAAUCAGAACCUCAACUUAAGUCCAGCCCGGCUGUAGCAGAAGCAGAAAAGGACACACCCUAAGUAUUACAUUCGACUGUUAAUAAAAGUUUGAAUGCUUCAUGUGUAUUGUUGGCUACCGCGCAAGUAUUUAUAAUCUCAGAUAGACAAGAAGUUAGAAAAGUUCGUGCUCUUUUGGAUCAAAGCUCGGAGAUCUCAUUGAUCACUUGAAAUAAUCGCUAGCAAGGCGAUUAGUGUAUGACGAACUUAACGUUCUAUCAUAAUGCGAUCUUUGAUUACAGAGUUCGAGAAAGAACGAUGCGAGGAAUAUUUCCUCCAUCGCAAUAGGCUUGCAAUCUUGAAGAUUGUAAGCAGAACGGGCCCUCGUUACAAUAAGAUAAACUGAGCUCAGUAUAAUUACUUUCGUUAAUUUCUUGUGGUUGCAACCCGCGUGUAAAAUCAUUUAUUCUUGCUGUAAAAUAACUUACAUUAUCGAGAUACAUUACCGAAAGAGACACGUGAUUCUGAUAUUCACGUGAAUACGGCGUAUUCACGUGAAUACUUGCGUAUAUUGUGGUUCAAUUCCGCUGAUAUUGAACAUAACUUGUCUUUUAAGAUAAAACGUAUUAUCUGCGUAUGAUUAAUUCUGACUUAAUUGAAUUCUCGAUUCAUUCUUUACUGAGUUUGAUUAUAAAUCGCUACAUCACUUAUUCGAUAACUUGCUUAUUGCUGAAGUUACGGUGUCAAUUAAUAUUGAAAAGUGCGUUACAUUCAAUUUGCAGAAACGCGCACAACAGUAGGCUAUUUUAGUUUAAUUCUUUAUCUCUUUCAGAAUAUAAUUAUUGUUCUUUCGAGUAAAAAUAAAUUAUAUUCUUUAAUUACUUUAUUUAGAAAGAUUAUUUCGUGAUUAUCAUCUAAUUGACACAUUCUUUCAUUUAUGAUUAUUUGUUGUAUAUUUAUAGAUGUUUAUGUACACUUUAAGUUAUGUAAAAUGUGUUUAACAUGAAUGGUCCUUUCUCAGAGAUAGCGCGGGGUAGUUUAAUUAUGCAUUUGAAUGCAUUUGACUGCUUCAACGUUUCGAGAACUAAGCAUAAUAGAUAUCUACUUUCUUCAGAUGAGUUCUAUCAGUCAAUACGAGAUUACAAUAUUGAAGUCUCAACAAGAAAGGAUUAUUCUUUAAUGAUUAUUCUUUUUCAUUGUAUUUUAUACAGCUGAAUAUUUUGUACAAUAUCUUAUUAUACUAUUUAUACAUCUAUUAUGAGACAAUCCUAGUUUGGAAUAAGAGUUAACUUGGAAAUACACAAUCUCUUUAACUUAAACCACGUGAGUAAAUGUGUCAUUUCCUAUACAAAUUCUAGAGGCCAGGCUCCUGCGCGAGCUUGUACUUAAUACUUAUAUUGUUUACGUUGUUUUGUUCGUUAAUAAUAAAUAAUAAUGGGUUGUACAUUACAAUCAGUAAGAUCACAUUAAUAGCGACAUUAAUAAUGGCAGUCAAUAAAUUUGUGUUCUCUAUUAUGUUGAAUUUUUUCAAGUAUCGUGCAACCACGCGGCUUUCGCGUCUCCGAUUCGUAUUGAUAGCUUUAUAGUUUUAUUAUUCAUAGCCUUUACUUUCGCGCAACAGUAAAUACGAGACCCGCCUGAUCCGUCGAACCUGCGCGCCUCGUACAGCAUGUUUUAUUGAAACACUUAUCGUGGCGGACAUGUGGAUUAUAAAAAUCUUACGAUCAUUCGAAUUUAUCGCAUUUCGCUGCUUAGACAUUCGCCGUCUCGUCAUGGUAUGGUGCACACAAGCCGAUAAAAUAUUAUCAUUCCCAUUUGUAUUUGUCACUAAAAAAUUGGAUGUUAUUCAAUUACCAUGGACGCAAAUUCGCGCGCUCGUCAAUAAUUACAUGCAACGCGGCAUUCGCCCGUACGGUUCCACUUAUCGUUUUACGUCGCGCGGAGAACCGGAGAAACGUUCUGUCGUGGAAUAAUCUUAUUUAUCUCUGUGAAAUAUCGUUCUGUGUAAGGAUAACGUAUCAUUAAAUAAAUUCUGAUUGCCUUUUAUACAU
Molecule: messenger RNA, 4566 nt
Organism: Temnothorax curvispinosus
Lineage: Eukaryota; Metazoa; Arthropoda; Insecta; Hymenoptera; Formicidae
Exons: 2
Coding region: 1640-2599 (319 amino acids)
Source: RefSeq, a predicted model, not a curated record